UUUACAAUUUAUAAUUUCCAAUGGAAUCAAUCUAUCACCUGUCUAAUGGCUGCUGCGUUCUCACAUUUUGUGUGUGUUUAAAAUCAAAGUUUUCUUGUGAAUAACACGAUUUUGCAAAGUAUUGUUUAUUCUACGACAGUUGGAAAGUGUGAUUUAUCUUCUGCGGUGACAAAAAAUAGAUUUUGAGGGCGAUAAAGCUACGAAUUCCGAAGUCCACGUUCAGCGAAAAUCGGACGCGAGGCUGCUGCGGAUAAACUAGGAAAUUACGAGUCACCGAAAAAAAUAUGGAACCAUUACCUAAAGAUAAAGAACCUCCAACGAAAAAGCCGAAAAUCGAAGACGAUAUAUCAAAAACAAUAGAUUCGCACAUAAAAAACAUUAAAAGAUGCAAAAGUUUAAAAGCAAUUUUGGGUGACGAUUUCGAGAAGCCAGUGCCCCUUAUUCAAGUUUACGUCGGUCAUGUGAGGAAUCCAAAAGACCUGUCAAAGACAAUAUUGAUCUUAAACGAGAAGGUACCUUUAAAAGGCUUGCACCACUUGAAAAGAGUGAGAAAAAGGGAAGUGUUGUUGUGUCCAACACACUACCUGAAUGGUAUGUCUUCCAUACAGGAGUAUUUAGAAAUCAAUGUACCAGAAUUGAAAGAUAUAUUUGAGUAUUUCAAAGACCUUUCUGUACCAAUGUACGCUCCGAAGGUGAAGCGACAGUAUAAUCAACUGUUAUGGUCAUGUAACUUCCAUCCGAACAAGUAUUAUGAGAAACUUGUCAGUGACAAUUUCUUUUCGAACGAGGAAAUGAAAUUGCAUACAAAAUUCAUGACUGUGGCUUUUGAAGUGCAACGCUGGCACUUAAAGGUCACUGACCACUCAGCAGAGAUUCUCCUCAAGACUAAUGCAACGGUAAUUGUUGAUCCGUCGACUGACAGCGUUGUGGCUGCAUCGUUCUUUAACGGUGACCAUCCCGUUCAACACUCCGCUAUGUUGGCUAUUGACAACGUAGCUAAGACCCAACAAGGUGGAGCUUGGGGUACUCGCAGCCAAACCACCGAUUGUGCGUUAAGUGGGGUUGACAGUGAAUUAUUAAUUUAUCUAAAAGAGAAUUUCCCUAAAGUAAAAUUUGGAGCGAGGCCGUAUAAAAGUAAAAGAGAUGUUGAUAAUGAAGACAGUGAUACUGAAAGCCCGUAUUUGUGUACCGGAUACAAUAUUUAUAUGCUAAAAGAACCGUGUAUCAUGUGUUCUAUGGCCCUAGUGCAUGCUAGGGCGAAGAGGAUUUUCUACUGCUUCUCCAAUUUAAAAGCUGGUGGACUUAAAUCAAGGACUAAGCUACAGGGAGUGCCUUCCUUAAAUCACCAUUUUGAAGUUUUCAGUGGCUUUUUAUAGUGUUGUCUUCUACCGUGUGGGUUGUGAUGUGGACCAACCUCAGCAACCCUGGGUCAGGGUUAUCAUUGAGCUGCCAAAGACCCCUGACAUGGCAACGACUACGUGUUAUAAGGGAUAAUAUAAAGGUAUAACGUGCCUUUGGUAGCACGGAUCAUCUUAUUUUCGGACAAUCGGGUGAUCAGCCUGUAAUGUCCUACAUAACCUAUAAAGACAGGGUGUUAGUGACAUCAUAACGAAUACUGAGGGGGAUUAUUCAGACCAUGAUUCUGAGGUAAUAUCAAGUGGAAUUUUCCGUCGCAAAUUUCAUGUUUUUUUUAAGUUAUUUUGAAUUCUACACUUUUGUGAUGGAAAAUUCCACUUGAUAUUAAUUCAGAAUAAUGAGCUUAAUCAUCCCCCUCAGUAUUCGUUACGACGUCACUUGCAACCUGUACAAGUAUUAGAUAGCCAUACAAGUGCGUAUUGGUGUUAGUGACACCGUAACAAAUUCUGAGGGGGAUGAUUCAGAAAAUGAUUCCGAGUUGACAUCAAGUGGAAUUUCUUGUCGGAAAACUCAUGAAAGUUUUAGUGUUUUUUUAAAUUGUUUUCGGUUCCAUACUUUUGCGGCGGAAAAUUCUACUUGAUAUUAACUCAGAAUCAUGGUCUGUAUCAACCCUCUCAGUAUUCGUUACGAUGUCACUAACACCCUAUAUACUGAUGUCAAAUCAAUAAUCAAAAAAUCAAAUCAAUA
This is a messenger RNA of Pectinophora gossypiella (pink bollworm), 2103 nucleotides long. Its product is annotated as probable inactive tRNA-specific adenosine deaminase-like protein 3. The record is from RefSeq and is a predicted model, not a curated record. Bases 285 to 1376 code for a protein of 363 amino acids. Gene Ontology annotation, cellular component: nucleus; cytoplasm. Lineage: Eukaryota; Metazoa; Arthropoda; Insecta; Lepidoptera; Gelechiidae. Gene Ontology annotation, biological process: tRNA wobble adenosine to inosine editing. The transcript is spliced from 2 exons. Gene Ontology annotation, molecular function: tRNA-specific adenosine-34 deaminase activity.